Mesorhabditis belari is the source of this 1584-nucleotide messenger RNA. The record is from the annotation of a GenBank genome assembly. Lineage: Eukaryota; Metazoa; Nematoda; Chromadorea; Rhabditida; Rhabditidae.
AUGUUUGCCUACAAUCUCCUACGACGAAUUCGACCCCUGCUCGAUGUUGGAUCAUUUUUCUACUUCAAACUCGUGAAUCUCCUCUUCGGUGUCAUCCAUUUGUUCACUCGAAAAGUCUCCGUCCCUCCGCCAUACGAUGAAUUGCUGCAAAUCAGUGCCACACAAGCGUCCGAUAUGAUUAGGAAAAGAGAGAUUACUUCAAUCGCUCUCGUUGAGACAUUCAUACGACGAAUUGAGCAGAUUAAUCGAACAAUCAACGCUGUUGUAUUGCCAAAUUUCGACGAAGCAAGGGUGAAAGCGAGGGAGAUUGAUGAGAGAUUAGAUGAAAUGGGAGAAGAUCAAAGAGAUCUGUUGAUCAACACGGAGCCGCUUCUCGGAGUCCCGUUUACACUCAAGGAUUGCAUUGAGGUUGGCGGUUUACCCUGUUCGAAUGGGAUCUAUUCAAGACGGUACACGAAAGCCGAAAAAGAUGCGACCGUUGUGGAAAGACUAAAAUCAGCCGGUGGGAUUGUUUUGGCGGUGACGAAUGUGCCCGAAGUUUGCAUGUGGUGGGAGAGUGUGAACACGAUUUAUGGUCGAUCUCAUAACCCGUACGAUACGCGACGGAUCACUGGCGGAAGUAGUGGAGGAGAGGCGGCACUUGUCGCCAGUGCUGCCACUGCGUGUGGCGUCGGUAGUGACAUCGGUGGAUCGAUUCGAAUGCCCGCUUUCUUCAACGGGGUUUUCGGGUUGAAGCCGACUCCAGGCAUUGUCCCCCUUGAGGGUCACAUGCCAGGCCCAAUCCCCGGCUAUCGAGCGCAAAUGCUUCGAAUCGGUCCGAUUUGUCGUUUCGCUGAGGAUCUGUCGAUUAUGCUAAAGGUGAUGGGCGGGAAAGCGGCUGUGGAUUUGCGAUUGGAUGAACCGGUUCAGAUGCGAAAGUUGAAAAUCUUCUACAUGGAAGGGCUGAAUACGCCGCUUGUCGAGAAUUUGCAUGAUGAUAUGAAAUAUUCACUCCAACGGGCUGUGAAAUACUUUGUCCGGAAAUACGAUCUAACAUCGAUUCGAGUCGAUCUUCCAUUGGCACAUUUAGCGGUCGAGUAUUUCCUCGUCUCAAUGUAUACUGAAGGAGAGCCCACAUUCAAGGAACAUUUAGCUGAUUUGAAGGGAUCGAUCAAUUGCUGGUUGGAGUUAAUGAAAUGGCCUCUUGGAAAAUCUCAGCAUACAUUGCCCGCAUUGAUCACUGGAUUAAUCGAUCGACCACAGGGUCCAUUCAAUGAAAGUCUUGUCAAAGAGCUUCGUUACAAGCGUGACCAACUAGCGAGAGAGAUCAAAGAGUUAUUGGGAUCAGAUGGGAUUCUCCUUUUCCCAUCAUUUCCACACACUGCCCCAUAUCACCAUCAACCUUUAUUGAAGCCUCUAAACUUCGCCUACACGGGUCUUUUCAACGCAUUGGCACUUCCCGUUGUGCAAUGCCCGAUGGGUUUAGCGAAAAAUGGAAUGCCAUUGGGAGUGCAGGUGGUUGGAGCUCCAGGAAGUGAUCGAACGCUAAUCGCAUGUGCGAAAGAUUUGGAAGAAGGAUUCGGUGGAUGGGUGCCACCAACACUU